CCUAGCCGUAAAGCUUUAUGCUGCCAUACGGCGUUUCAGCGUAUGUCUGGAAGUAUGGUCUAUUUUUUUCUUGUUUAUUUGAUCUGGGAGGUUCGAUCCUCGGGCAAUUGGCACUGUCUUUUUUAUAACUUGUCAGUACUUUUUAUGGCUUAACUUUUUUUUCCUUCCACUUCAAUUUAGGUACAUUUUAGAAUAUAAACUCUUAAGAAAUACGGUAAACUAUAGUAAAAGAUUCGGAUGUAUAAUGCAUCACAAUUCAUUUACAUAUGGUCACCCUGUGUUUAUUUUUUUCGGUCAUCCUGUGCUCAUUUUGACUGUGACCCCAGUCUCUUUCUUAUGUCGAUGUUUACGAAACGAAAGUUUCUUUCCAUAAAUGAACAGCAGUAGUGUGGAACCGAUGGAGACUGAACCGAUAUUUUCACCAAUAGGUACAAAAGAGGAAUUGGCAUUAGAUCAAGCUGCCGUUUUUCUCGAAGAUGCCAUCAGCUACAGGUCAAUACAUCACAAGAUUGACAGGCGAUCAUUACGAAUCUACCGAUUUUAUUACAGCGCUCCUGUCAGAUGGGGCUUGAUAUUGGUCAUUUUUGUUGAUUUGAUGCUUGCAUUUUUGGAAACACCAUCUUCCUUAACGGUAUCGUCUGAUCCAAGAUAUAUGUCUCCACGACCCGAAGUCCCAUGUGGCAUCCUUGAAACCAUUGAGCUUUUAUGUCUUUCCUGUUUUGUGUUUGAUGUGGUAAUCAAGACCCAUGUAAUUGGCAAACGUCAAUUCUUCAAGAAUCGCUGGCUGCUUUCCUAUAUGCUUGUUCUUGGCAUUUCCUUUGCGGAUGUUUUCGUCAGCUUAAGCUACAACUGUGGUGAGGUUGUUCGAAUUCGGCGGAUUCUUAGACCAUUCUUUCUCCUGCAGAACUCCUCUCUGAUGAAAAAGCUGUUAAGGGCAAUAAAAAGGACUCUGCCAGAGAUUAUGAGCGUCCUGUUUCUGCUGUUUCUUCACAUCGUUUUCUUUACUUCAUUUGGGAUGCUCCUCUUUCCAAGAGAAUCUUGGACGUCAAGGAAUCAAACAGAUGUGCUUUCAGAAUGUCGGGAGUCAAACACCGAGAGUGGUUCAAUAUGCGAGGGAGCAAAGUUCUUCCCAAAUCUACAGACGUCAAUGCGAAGCCUUUUUGUGCUGCUGACCACAGCGAAUAACCCGGAUGUCAUGAUGCCCGCUUAUAUGAAAAACAGAUUCUACGCAAUUUAUUUUAUUGUCUACAGCGGCAUUGGACUUUAUUGCUUUCUUAACAUGCUAACUGCAGUGAUCUACAAUCAGUUCAGAGGAUACUUAAUGACGUCUCUGCAGUCAAGUUUAUUCCGCAGGAGACUCGCCGUGCGAGCUGCAUUUGAAGUACUUAACCGUCUGUCAGAAUCGAAAGAAAACGUCAGCGCGGACAGUGUAAGCAGCAACAGCCUCUACAGGGUGUUGGAAAAAGUUCACGUGAAACGCCGCAACCAACAGCUACUUAGAGAGGGGCUGGAUGACUUACCAAGUGGUCACGUGACGGUGGAGGAGUUCCAGAGCUGGUUUGAGGCAAUCGAGAAGCCGCGCAGGCGCAACAGACCCGCUAUGAGUUACGUCACGAAUCCGUUGCUGAGGAAACUACAGGUGGUUGUCGCCCACCAUUGGUUUGAUUACUUUGGGGAUUUCAUCUCUGCUGUCAAUGUCGUCUUCGUUUCGAUUGAGCUUGACCUCGAGUACGACCUUUCUCUGAAAUCAAGCCACUCGGCACUUGCAGCUGCAAACCUGUUUUUCGUCAUAUACUACUGUGCAGAGCAGAGUAUUAAGCUGUGGGCGCUGGGCUGGCAGAGAUAUGUGUCAUUCAAGGGUAAUCUCUACUGUGGAGGGGUGACUGUACUACUGGUCGUCAUCGAGAUUAUACACCUUUCUUUGUUUGGGUCACCAUUCAAUUAUGCCGCAAAAAUGCCGACAACUACAGAUGCGGACUACAUCUUCUCCCUACCCAACAUGGUGCGCAUCAUCAACAUGCUUAUCAUCUUCAGGCUGCUCAGAGUAGUGCCUAACAUAUCGGCGUUGUCCCUUGUUGCCGAGACUUUGUUGAACCUGGUUCGCAAUCUCAUACCUUUCAUUGGCAUCAUAGCUGCCAUAUACUAUAUAUUUGCCAUAUUUGGGAUGAUGCUAUUUGAAGGAGUGACGAACCCACUUAAGCGAUGUGCACAUACGAACGCAACCUCUGAUCCCUGUACCGAACUGGACUUUGACAAAUUUCAAUAUUUUGCAAACAAUUUCGAUGACUUUGCGGCUGCACUUGUAAAUCUGUGGGAUAUUAUGAUUGUUAACAACUGGCACGUUUUCCUCAAAGCCUACGAGAAGCUAGUCAAUCCAUGGGCGCAGCUCUAUUUCCUGGCCUGGUACCUGGUUUCCGUCAUUAUGAUCAUCAACCUAUUCGUCGCGCUCAUCCUCGAGGCGUUUGUCAGCCAGUGGGAGCAGCAACAAGCGCGUCUUCACAAGCACACACUCCCGGGAUCUUUACAGUCCGAGUCUCAGGAUCUUCGAUUCCACCAGCUGUUUCGUUCAAGUCUGGUCGAGCCCCACGAAGCGGAGCUGAUAGCCGAGCUAAACAGUCAUGAAUAUCUUCGCUUUCACCCGUCAUACGGCACGUUAUGACAAUAGAUCUACGCAUGCGCGGAUGGUAUGCUAUCUUCGACAUCCCACAUGAUUACGACUUGUCGAUAACGGUAGCAACGGGGUGACAUGACGCACACCUUGGGUUUCUUUGGGUUUUCUUUAGGACAAGGGACUAGAAAUGGAAUAUUCGAUGAUAAUAAACCUCAAAUGUUUUAUCUGACCGUUUUUGUUAAGUCACCAUUUUGUACAUCAACCAGCAAGGGUAUUGUGUUUCUUGUGUCUAAUGGUGGACCACAUAAAAAAGACAGACAUUUGUUAUUAGAUGUUUACUUUUUAAUUAUUGCAUGAUCGUGAUCUUUCUGACAGAUGCGAUCUUUGCGACAUGCUACAUUUGGACUGAAUAAAUUUUGAUUUGAAUGCCGAUAUCUUCACAGGGGUGUUUCUAAAAUAGUUUCUAGAAAACAAAAUGAUCGUAAGGUUACCUUUCUGACAGAUGCGAUCUUUGCGACAUUAUGCUACAUUUGGGCUGAAUAAAUUUUGAUUUGAAUGCCCAUAUCUUCACAAGGGUGUUUUUAAAAUAGUUUCUAGAAAACAAAAUUAUCUUAAGGUUAUCUUUCUGACAGAUACGAUCUUUGCGACAUUAUGCUACAUUUGUACUAAAAAAAAAUGAUUUCAAUGCCGAUAUCUUCACAAGGGUUUUUUAAAAUAAUUUCUAGAAGACAGCGUGAAAAUAAGGUCGUUAUGACAUAUAAUGCGACAUUAUGCGAUCCUAAUCUACUGAAUGAAUUUCUAGGAAUCAAAGGGAUCGCAAGGAGAUCUUUAUUGCCAAAAACGAUAUCCUCUGUUUGAAGCAAUUUUCCAACAAACCUCCUGGUUUUUAUGUUAAGUGUUGUACAGUAUGUAUACAUUUUGAUACAGAGAAGUUUUAAAAUACAGUGUUUUAAUUAUUAUAUAUUUUUUGUUAUGAAUUAUAAAACAGAAGAAAUGUAGAAAAGAAUUCACAAACGUAUCUAGAACAAUUUUUUGUAAUAUUGAGGAAACGAUAAUAAUUAUAGUUUAGUUUGUUUUAUGAAACAAAUAUUCUAUAGAAUAGACAUCUUAAACAAGGACCCGCACCAUUAUAAAAGAGCUUAGCUCCGCCUCUUUUCGAAUGAAUAAAAUUCAAACUUCAAGAUGACAACACGCCGUAACAUUUUACUGCAUAUUCCUGCUCUUUUGGUGGGUUAUUCAUUGUUUUAGCCAAGAGAAAAUAAACCGAGCAAACGAGAAGAUAAGCGCUUCAAAAGUUGUGUUUGGGUUUCGCUUCUCGUGGGCAAACAAGACACGCUUGACUGAACCCCGAAGCUCCCCACCGCGUAGCAAUUUACUGACAACUGAGCCUUUCGUGGACCUGGUCCAGGCCCUUUUAUAGUGCGGGUCCUUUUUUAAAUAGAUAGAAAAAUAAACGAAUGACUUUCUAAUAUACACUCGAUGGCGUUCCACAUGAAAGUAAACUGAACAUUUCAAUUUUUAAAAUAAGCCACGUGAUUUUACUUUUUAGUUAUAUCCCUAUCUAAACUUUUUGUUUUUUGUCUGGAAAUCUUUGAGGGUGGGGUCUAAAUAUAUCUCGAACUAUUGGUUUGCAUUGCAAUUUCCAGACAAUUAUCAUCUCGCUGCAAGGAAUCGCCAGGCCCUAUUUUGGGUGUGUCAGAAUACAAAAUGGCGUCAUAAAUAUGACUUAGUAGUCUAAACUAUUAUUUCAAGUUCUGAAUAAAUCUCAGAUAUCAGUCACUAAUCAUCUUGUGUCAUCCAGAUACAUCAGAAUCUACACUCUCAAGGUUUUGUAAAGAAAAAAAAAAGCAAUAAAAACGUUGAUAUUAAAUUA
Molecule: messenger RNA, 4484 nt
Organism: Nematostella vectensis (starlet sea anemone)
Lineage: Eukaryota; Metazoa; Cnidaria; Anthozoa; Actiniaria; Edwardsiidae
Product: two pore channel protein 2
Exons: 26
Coding region: 374-2659 (761 amino acids)
Biological process (GO): transmembrane transport; monoatomic ion transport
Cellular component (GO): lysosomal membrane
Molecular function (GO): voltage-gated channel activity; monoatomic ion channel activity
Source: RefSeq, a predicted model, not a curated record